CAAAGUGCCGGUUGAUGUCAUUUACGUCAAUCAGUUGGUACUUGGUAAAGUUAAUUUGUCAUUAUAUUGUUUACAGUUGUGUGAACAGUAUUCCUUAAAUUUUGUGAUAUAAAAUAGUGGUCAAGAUGAAAGCAGAAGCCGCACCAACUUCUGAUAAACCUAAAAUACCGUUGCCGACGCUUUCUCAGAUCAAUGCCGAUCGAAUAACUCAGCUUGCUAAUCAGUACUGGUCGCCACAAACUAAGGAGAGCCACCUACCUUAUGAUGCUUCUAUUGUGGAAUCAAUCUACCAAGCAGAAAUACUUGGAUCCCAUUUUUCAGUACGUCGGAUCAUGAUGCUGGAGUUCUCGCAGUACCUGGAGAACUACCUGUGGCCACACUACAAGGCGGGAGAGGCGUCGCCGGCGCACAUGAUGUCUAUCAUCGUCAUGAUCAACGAGAAGUUCCGCGAACGUGUGCCCGCUUGGCAGGCUUUUUUGAAGAAGCCGGAGCAUUUCCCAGCUUUCUUCGAGCAAGUGCUGCGUGCCAGUGUGGAAGAUGAUCAGACCACUAGUAAUAUGCGGGAACAGACAGCGCUGUUGCUAUUCCUGAACCACUGCUUCGGUAGUAUGGAGGUGCAACUCUGUCGCGACCAGGUGAAGAGGCUCGUCUCGCUUAGUAUGUGGAUUAGCUUACAAGAAGGUCGCAGAAACCAAGAAUUCAAAAUGGUGCCAAAAUGGCGGAAAUAUUGGCGCGCUAUUCAAAAGAAGGAUAAGCCAGAACUGUUGGAGAAACUGAAUUGGGAGCGACUGUACCUGCAGAGGCUGAUGAUUAAGUUCAUGAGAAUACUUGAGGGUAUUCCUGAAAUUGGAGACAUUGAUGCUCAUGCUGUGAGAUAUUGUGAACGAUUCCUGGAACUGAUGAUUGACUUAGAAGCUCUGUUACCGACGCGGAGAUUCUUCAACACAGUUAUGGACGAUUGUCACUUGGUUGUCCGCAGUCAGAUGGCGCCACUCACACGCAGACCUGAAGGCCAACUGUUCUGUCAAAUCGUGCCUCUACUGUGA
Messenger RNA from Spodoptera littoralis (African cotton leafworm), 1046 nucleotides. NCBI's taxonomy places the organism in Eukaryota, Metazoa, Arthropoda, Insecta, Lepidoptera, Noctuidae. The record is from the annotation of a GenBank genome assembly.